AUGUCACCAAAAAAGGAUGUAAUCUCGACAGUGAGAGCGCCCGCACCUAUCGCACCGUACAGUCAAGGCGUCAGAGCCGGUGAUUACCUAUUUAUUACGGGACAGAUAUCAACAGACGUGAGUCCUCAGGCACCGGUCGUCGGCCAAAUACGAGACCACUUUGAACAAUGUGUUGGCCGUUACGGAGGCCGCCGGCGGCUCAGCCGAUGA
Messenger RNA from Medioppia subpectinata, 210 nucleotides. NCBI's taxonomy places the organism in Eukaryota, Metazoa, Arthropoda, Arachnida, Sarcoptiformes, Oppiidae. The record is from the annotation of a GenBank genome assembly.